AGGUUCACUUGCCACAUCUCAAGGGCUAAAAAGACUCGAAGAGUGUCCACCCUGUCCCGCUGGAUUAUACUGUGGCAGUCAUGCAAUGGCAGACAUCUUCGAAGCUCUCCCAUGUCGGGCUGGGUAUGUGUGUUUAGGCGGCAGCUCAAGUCCCACUCCGUCUGAUGGUUCCCAUGGCUACCCCUGCCCUGCCGGCCAUAGCUGUCCCGUCGGCUCAGCAAGCGAGGUGCCUUGUGAACCCGGCACUUACAGCCCCGGCCCUGGAGCAAGCCAGUGCGUGGCGUGCCUGAAGGGAACCAUGUGCCCCUCUUCAGCUACUCAAGAGCCCUCUAUCUGCCCACAUGGUCAUUUUUGCCCUGCUGGGACAGCCUUGCCGCAAGCCUGCCCUGUAGGGACUUUAAACAAUCAAACAAGUGCCCCCUCUGUUUCCGCCUGCACACCGUGUCCCCCUGGAGUUUACUGCAGCACAUACGGGGCAUCAACGCCACAAGGUCUAUGUCUGCAGGGUUACUUUUGUGAGGGUGGAGCUACAGAUCCAACACCAGAGAGCUCUGAAAGCUUCCCCAAAAAUGGCCCUUGUCCUGCUGGCCACUUCUGCCCUACAGGGUGCAUCUCCCCACUUCCAUGUCCUCUUGGCAGUAUUCGCAACAUCACUGGAGGUGUAUCCAUGGAAAGUUGCUUUGGCUGUCCUGCUGGCCACUACUGCUCUACCGAGGGUCUGACAAGCCCCAGUGGCCCAUGUGCAGCUGGUUUCUACUGUCCUUUUGACUUUUCUUCAACCACUCCAUUUGCCUUCCUCUGUCCCAAGGGCCACUUUUGUCCAGAGGGAUCUGGCCUGGCCUUGCCUUGCCCCACAGGUGCGUACCAGCCAAACCCGGGUUCGGAGAGUUGCAUCCCCUGCCGACCUGGAUUCUACUGUGAGGAGGCCAUAGUGGGAGAACCGUGGCCCUGUCCACCUCACUCAUUCUGUCCUGCAGGCACAAUGAUGCCUCGGGCCUGCCCUAAGGGGACAUACACCCAUUCAGACCAGGUCGGCCUGCAGGAUGAGAGAGAGUGUUUGCCCUGCCCUCCAGGGAAGUUCUGCAGGGCUGGUAGGAUCCAAGGCUUUUGUGCUGCAGGCUAUUUUUGUAUUUCUGGGAGCGGGGAUUUCACACCUCAGGGACUAGUUUCUACCGUCCACUUCUGCCAGUGGGGUGUGCAGUGUGCUGGACCAUGUCCACCAGGUUUUUAUUGCCCUGAGGGCACACAGCGGCCUCAAAUGUGUCCUGCAAAUACAGUCAGAAGCUCCCCGGGAGGUGUGAGCCUAGAGGACUGCCUACCCUGCCCACCUCAGUAUUGGUGUAAACCUGGAGACCCAGUCCUUCAUUUAUGUCCAGCUGGCCAUUACUGUGAUGGUCUCCCUGGCAGUGACUUCAGUGGAGGGACCGGACCCAGGUCUUGUCCUUUGUACACUUAUCAAAGCUUCCCUGGAUCUGGCAGCAAGGGUGGAUGUCUGGCCUGCCCCCCUGGUUCACACUGCAACAGCACAGGGCUUACAGACUACUCUAGCAGUCCAUGCCCACCUGGAUUCUGGUGCAGUGGGUCUGGACCCCCCGUCUUUUGCCCAGCAGGCACCAAGAGGCAGCUGCCCGGAGCUGCAGCACCCAGCCAGUGUGAACCAUGUGCAGGGGGGACUUUUUGCCCGGACCCGCGCAUAACGGGAAAGCCCAAUUUAGAAGGGAUACCCUGCAGAGCCUCAUAUCAGUGUCCCGUCGGUGCAGUUUCAGAAAAGCUGUGCAGAGCUGGUUCAUACUGUGGACCUCAGACUGCUGAACCUCCAGUCUGUCCAGAAGGUUAUUUAUGCCCUGAGGGAUCCCAUUCCUACAGAGACCCUAAACAACUAUGCCUGUUUCCCCACUAUUGUCCGGCUAACAGCUCCGCCCUGAAGUCCUGUGAAGGGGGCUCCAUGCCUGUCAACACCAGCGGUCUCAGAGGGUCCAAAAACACAGGCUGUAGAUUGUGUGAGGGGGGGACUUUUCGUACAUACCUCUCCCCAAUACUCCAAUGUCUUCCCUGUCCAGCAGGGUACUAUUGUCCCCCAGGCACAGACAACUACAAGAAUAAAUCUUGCCCUCUUGGCUACAUUUGUCCCCGGGGAUCCACUCAACCCGUGUCCUGUCCACCUGGCAGCUUUGGUAACCUUACGCAUGCUGAGAAUUUGGAGGACUGUCACCCAUGUCCAGCUAACACCUUCAACCACCUGCCUGCCCAGAAGGCCUGCUUUCCCUGUGGCAGCUCCUCCACGUCACCAGCCGGUUCCUCCUCUUGCACCUGCAUUGGUAAGAACCGAGCUUUCCACUAUUCUGAUGGAUCGUGUUUAUGCAGAACUGGUUUUAUCUUCUACAAUGAACUGGAUUUCAAAAGUUCUACAUCUGACAGCGAACUGGACUGUCAGCCUGAGGUGAAUAGACGGUGUGCCACGGGGGAAGUACGUUUGGCAGAUUCCCGGGAGUGUGUGUCACCCUCCCAGCACUUGUGCAAUAUCACCUGUGGAACACAUGGAGGAACUCUGGAUGUGGAGAUGGGCAUCUGCCAUUGCGAGCGAUAUGUGUCUGCAGAGGAGCUGUGCAAUAUGUCCUGCCUCUCCAGGCUGCCUCAGCUAUCUGCCCAGCUCACGCCAGAUGGAGAGCUCCUCUUCAGCCUGAAAGAAAGAGGCAGUGUGGUCUGGGCCAGGACGGUAACAAAUGUUUUAGGUCCAGAUAUCCAUGCACGGAUAUCUGGAAACACUCAUUUGGUCCAGUUUGGUUCUGAAGGAGUGUUUGGUUGGAUUCCCACACAAAAGGACCUGAUUAAUCAGUUUCUGUCAGAAACAGUAGAAACUGUAAACACAAAGUCCAGAAAUAAAAGAGACGCAAAGGAAAAUGGUGGCAUUCUGACCGUCCUUCCUAGAAUCCCUAAUCCUAUUGUCUGUGUGUCAACUGGUGACAUGCUCAUUUUCCAUAUCACCAUCAACCAUACUGAUCGCAGAGUCAGCCACUUCCCAAAGUACGAGAAAGACCACCUAUUCAAUAGCAACCCCAACUGGGACUUUGGUGCCUUUAGACAACUGGAGAGACUCGUGAAGCAAACACAAUUCAACUCUACAAGGUUUUCCCAUGUUUUUUCAGAGACGGGGAAGUAUGUGUUGGUGGACAAUGCUGUUCCUGAGCGGAGUAUAGUGGUAGUUGUGAGUGAGGAGGGCACAGAGUGUGACCCCAGGGCUGCUGUGUUUCAACCCAUGACCCCAGGACACUUGGUCAGGUUUGGGAUUGUCAAGCAGCACCAACUGAACCUUCUACCUGACUGGCGAGUGAUUGUUGGAAUCCUGAGUCUGCUCUUGGUUGUGGUUGUGGUUGUGACCGUCACAGUCAUAGUUGUGCAACCCGACAAAGCAAAGCUUGUCCCACAGUGGACAUCAAAGCCAAAGUGGCGCAGCCUUGGCGAGCCCUUCUGUCCGGUGGAAUAUGUUUGCAGCAAAGAAAGGUCUGUUUGUCUGCAGGAGGAUGUAUGUUGUGCAUUUCUGCCACUCAAGAAUAUGAUAAAACUGUUUCGCUCCAAGAAGGUUCCUGGUUUGAGUCCCAGCAGUGUACUUUCCGUCAUAGUGACCCAAACCCAAGACCGGGUCCUUGGCAGUAGAGGUGUAGGAGAGGGAGCUGAAGUUGAGGAGCCAGCUGUUUCAAAGGGAGGGCGCGUGUCUGAGAGCUGUGAGCUGGAGGACUUCAAUGUGAAAACUCUGUAUGACAAACUUGAGGAUCAGAACCUACACAUAGCCUCUCAGCUGGCUCGACACCGCAAAGAUAUGCAGGAAUUUUAUAGAAAUAUCUGUCAGCACACUGAAUCUUUUAAGGAUGCCAUUGCGAAUAUGGACAGUAAAAAACUGAGUCUCCUUAAAGAAAUUCUAGUCCACAGUGUGUUGAAGGAUAACCUGUCUAACGGCAGUGUGGUGGAAGAUGAUUCACAAGCGGGGACCUACAUAUCAUUGCUGGGAGCUGUUCUUAGAUCAGUGGAAGCUCUGCUGUGCAGGCUGACAGGAGAAGCGUGGCAAAGCCUGGAUUUACCUGGGGUCCCAUACUGUCAUACUGGUCCUCAUGAUACCAGAGACUGUGAGCCCCAAGCUGGAUACAUGCACCCAAGUGACACUAACAUGUGUUUCACACAGUUUUCAUCAUUGACUAUGACCAAACCAGAAGCUCUGUCUCAUGAGAUGGACCAUGUACAGCACAUAGCUCCAUGUGUCAGUGAUGAUGACCUCUCCAAGCUGGUCAUGAUGUCUCCUCUAUACAAGACCCUGCAGGACCUUCAGCAGUCCCUACAAGACCUCGCCACAGAAGAGCCACGUCAGGAGCUCCACGAUGCAGCCACAGUGCAUUCUGUUCGUGGGAACUGUGACGGACUAAUCCCAACCGCGCUGGACAGCCUUUCACCACCACACUCAGCCAUUUUCCUGUUUGGUUGUCAGGUGAUGCAGUUACUUGCAAACUGCCCCAUGUUCCCCUCCGUACUCCUGCUCCUGGCCAAGUCAUUCCCCCGUUCCUCAUCUCCUUCUAAUGAGUGUCUGCUGCCGCAUUGCUCCGGGGAUUUUUUUUUUGAUGCAACCAAUCAAAUCCUUUAUCUGUCAGAGGCAAAGCUUCAGCAUGUGGGAAAUUUCGUUGCCGUCAUCCUGCAGUCCAUGGCCCAGAUAGCAGCAGGGUCCAAACCCCAGAUGUUUAUGCAAGCUCUUCAUGAAGCCGUUUCAGCUCUGAGCUUUCAGCUAUUCAGUCUUUCUUUCAAAUUGAAUUCAGAAGAGAUUGAUGCAUUAGACGGGCAUCACAGCCCCCUGGUCGAAAGAUUUCUUAACAUUAGAGUUCCCUCUGUAGCGAGCUUUACAAACCAACUGUUAGCCAGCAGACUUGAGAAGUAUAAAUAUUUCAAGUUGGAGCAGCUAAUCUCCAAACUCAAACAAAAUUCAACUCCAGACAUCGAGACAGGUUUCCCACCAAAAGGGACACCAGUCCAGAUAUCAUGUGUAGAGGAAGAAAUUGACCGCAUGAGUGAGCAUUUCUUGCAGCUGACAAUGCAACUACAGAGGAGAGCUCAAAUGUGCACAGAGAGCAGUGCUGGAAACCAUGAGAGAGCCACAGCAGCAGAUGUCCCAGGCUUGAGUCGUAACGGAACAAUCCUGCUGGAACUGAAAAGACGCUAUGUAUCGCAGCGCCUCAACGAGCUGCAUGUCACAUUAGGCCAAAUGAGGCAGUGCCAGCAGCACGACAGCAAGUGGAAAGACGAAACAAGGGGCUGUGCACAAAGUGAUGGCAGCACCGCUCGGCUGGGAGGAAGGGAAUAUCAUCCUGGUCUAGAUGGCUGCAGUCCCACUGACGGCCAGCGGCAAUACAGUUUUUGGGUUAGCCAGAGCCAAAACCAACAGCAUGCAGAAGGCAGAGGUCUUAUGAACUGUAAACUGGACAGUCAUAUGUCUGACCAGCAGAGGAGCAGCAUGGUCCACAGCAACAAUCCCAACACAUUACUUGACAGCCAGAGAAAGAGCCAGGAGCUUCUGCAGAGCCAUAUCCCAGAAGAUGUAAAGCUUAACAAUCAAAUCGCAAUAGACACCACAACUGACCACACAGAUAUAGAUGGCGUGUGUGUGCCUAGUGAUCAGAAAAUAGAUCUGAAUAUGGAUAAAAACUGAAAAGAUGUGUCAUGUAGCGAUCUCAUGUUUGCUUCUGUCCUUUGUCAUGUUUGGACUAAAAUAGUUUCAGGGUCAUCUCUGUACAACACAUUAAUCUCCUUUGUUUGCUGAAGAGUGAUCUGAGUGACCUCUGCCUUGCCGUACAUGAGCUUUAAAACAAUUCAGCUGUGCUCUUUUAAUUAUCUGUGAUCACAGAUGGAAAUAAUUUCUGGCAGCAAGUUGUGGUGUUACACAAUGUGUCAUCUUGUCUACAUACGUUCUCUCUCAGGUUUAGUGCAAGCUUCAUUAUCACAUUGGAAUUAAGAAAAUGGGCUCAAGCUGAAUAACAUUAAGGUGACACUUUAGUUUUCACAACAAAUUCCUCCUUGUGCAAAUAUGUUAGCCUGAAUGCUUUGAUUCAUAUUUUAUAAGAUGCUAAUAAGAAAUUCUCACCUCCUUCUGCCAAGCACGCGUUUAAUGAUUGUUUUCUGAGCUGUAAAUUCUCUGUAAUAUUUCUUUGCAGCCAAAAAAUGUGAAAGUCACCACACAACGGAAAAGCCAGGCAGAAGAGAAGUCGAUGUUGCACGACUGCUGCCUUCUUCUGGUUCAGUGGUUUAUCUGACGCAUGUGCUUCUGGGUCUUAUAAUAGAAAGUCAGUAUUCCUACAGGGGGCUGUGAGCCAAAUCAGAAGGUCAGACGGAACAAGUCUUCACUUACUAUCAGUGUUGGCUUGGAGCUACAUGCCAAGUCCACCGGCUGAAUUUGUCAUUGCCCUCUGGCUUUAUCUGUGUGCAUCUUUGGGAGUACUGUAGGGUGUUUUCAGUAUUACAAGCUCUAUCAAUUAGAUUAUCUGCUUAGCUACUGAGCUUGCUUGUGUGUCCACCUCACAGCAGGACGUGGAGUCAUAUAA
Cololabis saira (Pacific saury) is the source of this 6575-nucleotide messenger RNA. RefSeq lists its product as uncharacterized. Lineage: Eukaryota; Metazoa; Chordata; Actinopteri; Beloniformes; Belonidae. The transcript is spliced from 35 exons. The coding region runs from base 86 to 5686 and encodes 1866 amino acids. The record is from RefSeq and is a predicted model, not a curated record.